UUCCCUCAAAUAGUCUGAUGACGUUUUAUCGCAUCUAUUUUUUGCAAAGCUUCAAUAUAUACGAUCAUCUAAUGUCGGAUACUGAGUGGGAUUUAGAUCUCUCGCGAAAUAUUAUUAAAUCAAGAAAAUUGAUAGAGACUUACAAUGAUGAAGAAAUGGUGGAUCAAAUCAAAGAUAAUUGGGAUGAUGAGGAGGAUGAAAAUCUAAUAUCACAAAUUAUAUCUAACAAUCACAUUAAUAAUGAUGAUUUAACACAAAAUAUAUUGAUCAAAAAUUUAUCACAUCCCUCUGCAAAUGAGGAUGUGUCUCAUAAGGGCAACUCACUUGAUAAUAUAAGAAGCAAUGACACACAUCAAACUAUUUCAUUAAAGACAAAUUUAAAUACAAAGGAAUUGACUCCAGAAGAAAAAAUAGCUGAAAGAUUGAGGUUGCAAAAAUUGCAAGAGGAAGAUGAUCUUUUAUUGGCUAAAGAAAUGUUUGGAAAUGAAAAUAUAUGCAGAAUUGAACAACCUCCUAUAUCUAUAAUUAGCACAAAUUCACAAAUAUCUAGUCAAAGCUCUGAUCAUAUGGCUAAUGAUAUUGAUUCUAUUAUUAAAUCUAUCACAAAACUCCCUAAAAAUACAAGACAAGAUUUUGAAAAUUUGGCUCAUAAUCUUAAAACAUUAUUGGAAACUGUAAAGGAUUCAUCACAUUUCCAUUUUCUAGCUGAAGAAAUUAUUAGAUACUUUUGCCAACAAAUUUCAGCCACCGAGGUUAAAAAGCUUAGUAUUAUGAUGGAUACUUUAUCCCAAGAAAAAUUAAAAUCGCGACAGGGUAAGAAAAAAAUUAUUCAACAAACCACAAUUCCAGCUGCAAGCAAGAGUAAAAGGCCUAGCCUUAAGAAAACUAGUGACAAAGACUAUGAUUCAUUUAUGCCACCAGAUGAGGAUGAAUAUGAUAUGUUUUAAAUAUAAUCAACACAACAAAUAAAAUUGACAUAAAUUUUACCAUAUCUUAUGCUUUAAAAUACUUGUCUUUUAAAAUAUAAUCAAAUUUGGAUAUUAAAAUUUAGGAAAAAAUUCAUUUUUUUUGCCAAUCAAGUUUACAAAAAAUGUGUUGGGAGAUUAAUAUAGAAAAAAUCAUAUCAAUUUUUUUAUACAAUGAAUUUGUUUUCCAAUUUCAGGAUUGAAUCUUUUAUAGUUAACUAACAAAUAACAUGGAGUGGAAUUUUCCUCAAUCAUUUUG
Messenger RNA from Gordionus sp. m RMFG-2023, 1224 nucleotides. Its product is annotated as eukaryotic translation initiation factor 3 subunit J-like. Gene Ontology annotation, molecular function: translation initiation factor activity. Bases 18 to 947 code for a protein of 309 amino acids. The record is from RefSeq and is a predicted model, not a curated record. The transcript has 9 exons. Lineage: Eukaryota; Metazoa; Nematomorpha; Gordioida; Chordodea; Parachordodidae. Gene Ontology annotation, cellular component: cytoplasm; eukaryotic translation initiation factor 3 complex.